CCGCCACGCCGUCGAAUUUAUCAAAAGGCAAAAAUCAAACAAGUUUCCAAUUUACUCUUUUUCCUAAAUUACUAAGAAGCCCAUACUAUUAUCCAUCACGUUAGUGUCAUUUUCGUCAAACCAAAAACAUAUUGUCUUUUUUCUCUGUCCUAAACCUUCCGAUUCACCACCAUAUUUCUCUCUGUUCCUAAAAUCACGGCGCCAUCACCGCUACCGUCGAAAGAAAUGCAGUCAACGAGGUCACGCCGCAAAGUGGCGCCAUCCGCCGCAGAUGGCGCCGACUCCGGCGACAAGUUGGAACAACUCCUCCUUUCUUCCGCCAUCUGUAACGGCGAGGACCUCGGUCCUUUCGUCCGCAAAGCCUUUGCUUCUGGUAGGCCUGAAACCCUCCUCCACCACCUCCGUCACUUCGCUCGCUCUAAAGAAUCUGAAAUCGAAGAAGUUUGCAAAGCUCACUACCAAGAUUUCAUCCUCGCCGUCGAUGAUCUUCGAUCUCUUCUCUCCGACGUCGAUUCUCUCAAAUCCUCUCUCUUCGACUCCAACUCGAGGCUCCAAUCCGUCGCUGGUCCUCUCCUUUCUUCCCUUGACUCCUUCGUCGAAGCUCAAAACGUUUCCAAGAACGUGGACUUCGCUUUGCAAUCGGUGACUUCGUGUAUUAAGCUAAUGGAGCUUUGCUCAAGAGCAAAUCAUCAUCUCUCAAACGGCAGUUUCUACAUGGCGUUGAAGUGCUUAGACUGGAUCGAAAACGAGUUCCAAGAUAAAACGCCAUCGUCUACUUUAAAAAGGAUGUUGGAGAGGAAAAUUCCAGAGAUUCGAUUUCAUAUCGAGAGAAAAAUCAGCAAAGAUUUCGGCGAUUGGCUCGUGGAGAUUCGCGUGGUGAGUCGUAAUUUAGGGCAAUUAGCAAUCGGACAAGCCUCGGCUGCUAGGCAACGAGAAGAGGAUCUGAGAAUCAAGCAAAGGGAAGCCGAGGAACAGAGUCGACUCAGCUUGAGAGAUUGCGUUUACGUUUUAGAAGAAGAAGAUGAUGAAGGUGGACUCAGACGAGACGAGAACGACGGUUAUAGUAACGGUAAUAACGGCUUGUUAGGUUUUGAUUUGACUCCUCUUUAUAGAGCAUAUCAUAUUCACCAAACUUUAGGACUCGAAGAUCGAUUUAAGCAGUAUUACUUUGAGAAUAGGAAGCUUCAAUUAACGUCAGAUUUUCAAGUAUCUUCUAUGACACCAUUUCUUGAAUCUCAUCAAACAUUUUUCGCCCAAAUUGCGGGGUUUUUUAUCGUAGAAGAUCGAGUUUUAAGGACAGCAGGGGGUUUGAUUUUGAAAAUGGAAGUUGAGAAUUUGUGGGAGACUGCUGUUAGUAAAAUGUGCUCGGUUUUAGAGGAUCAGUUUUCUAGGAUGCAGACUGCUAAUCACUUGUUACUGAUUAAGGAUUAUGUUAGUUUGUUAGGAGUUACUUUACGCAGGUAUGGCUAUCCUGUUGAUGCAUUGCUUGAUGUUUUGAGUAAGCAUAGGGAUAAGUACCAUGAGUUGUUGUUGUCUGAUUGUCGAAAGCAGAUUGCAGAAGCACUUGCUGCCGAUAAAUUUGAGCAAAUGUUGAUGAAGAAAGAGUAUGAGUACUCGAUGAAUGUGCUGUCAUUCCAGAUACAAACAUCGGAUAUUAUUCCAGCAUUUCCUUAUGUUGCACCAUUUUCAUCUACUGUGCCUGAUUGCUGUCGGAUUGUGAGAUCUUUUAUUGAGGAUUCUGUUAGUUUUAUGUCUUAUGGUGGGCAGUUGGAUUUCUAUGAUGUUGUUAAGAAGUAUUUGGACCGGCUUUUGAGUGAAGUUUUGGAUGGGGCUCUUUUGAAGCUUAUUAGUUCAUCUGUCCAUGGGGUUUCUCAGGCAAUGCAGGUUGCAGCAAAUAUGGCUGUUUUGGAGCGAGCUUGUGAUUUCUUCUUUCGUCAUGCUGCACAGCUUUCAGGCAUUCCUUUGAGAAUGGCUGAAAGGGGUAGGAGGCAGUUUCCUCUUAACAAAGCGCGUGAUGCUGCGGAAGACAUGCUGUCUGGGAUGCUCAAGACGAAGGUUGAUGGUUUCAUGACAUUGAUUGAGAAUGUGAACUGGAUGACUGACGAACCUUCACAGGGUGGUAAUGAAUAUGUGAAUGAGGUUAUAAUAUAUUUGGAAACUCUGGUUUCUACUGCACAACAGAUAUUGCCUCCUCAAGUUCUUAAAAGAGUUUUACAAGAUGUUCUUUCUCACAUAUCAGGGGAGAUUGUUGGAGCUUUACUUGGAGAUUCAGUGAAGAGGUUUAAUGUAAAUGCUAUUAUGGGGAUUGAUGUAGAUAUUCGGUUGUUAGAAUCUUUUGCAGAUAACCUAGCUUCCCUGUUUUCCGAAGGGGAUGCAAAUCAGUUGAAAAAUGCACUUACUGAGUCAAGGCAGUUGAUCAAUUUGCUUUUGAGCAAUCAUCCAGAGAAUUUUCUGAAUCCAGUAAUUAGAGAGAGGAGUUACAAUACCCUGGACUACAGGAAAGUUAUGACAAUUUCAGAGAAGUUAAGGGAUCCUUCAGAUCGGCUAUUUGGAACCUUUGGGAGCAGGGGUGCCAAGCAGAAUCCAAAGAAGAAAUCUUUGGAUGCAUUGAUAAAAAGACUCAAGGAUGUGAGCUGAUUUGGCAAGGAGCUUUAUGUAUGUCUAUUUCUUUUGCCUUUUACCUUUGUUGAUUGCAAUUGCUAUUGUUUCUUAGUAGUUUGUUGCUAAUUUAUUUACUCGAUAGAAGGCACAGCAGUUGGUUUUUUCUGGUUGUAUUAUAUUAAUAGAUGUGUAUUGAAAAUUUUGUUUGUAUGUAUCAUUUGUAUGCAUACCAUCAGUUGUAUUAAAUUCUUUUUGGGCUAUGAGUGACUUUGUUCUUACCAUUUGCGUUAAGACCCUUUGCUAUAUGUCUAUAUGUUAAACCCAAUAUCUGUUACUUGGUUUUUUAGUUUUUUGUGGGUUGGUAUGCCAGCCUAUAGGAUUGGGGCAAUGCUUGAUCUAUUUGUACGAUUCAAAGGACAUGCAGAUUCCGAACUUACACUGAUGUAUUUAUGGGGUACAUACACAUGCAUAUAUGUAUAUGCAUUUAUGUAUGUUUUUGUGUGCAUUCAUUAUGAUUGGGAUAAAUUUAAUUUUUAUUUCAGGGGUUUGCUUCUUUGUUUUACAUUAUAGAUGGUUAGCUGAGUUAUUGAAUAAAUUAGAGAGAAAUGGAAGAUUAUAAUGAUGCUAUCUGUAUUUUUUUUCUGAGUAGAGAUAAUGAUGCUAUCCUUGGUGUUGAGAUGGUAUCUAUAUGGUAUAAAUCAUUACAUCUUAUUUGAAUGUUUUGUUUGCAAUUAAAUGUGGUAUUAUUGCUAAUAAUAUUGUUUGGCAACCAAAAACCUGUUUCACGCUGAGUUUAAUUGGAUAUAAAGGCUAGAUUGAUUAUAGAUGGCUGCAGGAGAGAAAAUAAAAGGGGGGGGGGGGACGAGAAAAUAAAAACACCACCUGAAAUAUGAUAGUUAUAGAGCUCUAUCGGUAUCAUUGUAAUGUACUUGUAAAAAGAAGCUUUCAUGGAAAUAGAGUGAAAUAACAGGAGAAUAUUUUUCAUUUAGUUGUUAAGCUGGCAUAUUUUGGACUGCAAUUAUCGAACAUACUGAUGAUUUAAUGUAUUGAGAACUAUAAUUGCCUGCGUGUCUUCUGCAGCAGAGAUAUUCCUAUGAAACAUGGUUAACAUAUGAAGAGAUGGUAAUCAAUCCAAUCUGCUUCAUCUGUUUUGUUAUUUUUGUUAGUCAACAGAAUUUGAACUCCUGGUAUUCGCUAUCCCUGGAAAGUAGGAUUUCCUGUUUACCUCAGGUGGAGCAUGCUGUUUGUCUGCUGCUCCUUCUCUAGCAUUCUUCUUUUGGAUAGUUAUGAAUUCUAUUACCCAAGGAAAGUGGGAAAUCUUGACAGGCUGCUACAGAUAUAUCAUUGGAGCCCAGAAAAUGAAUUGUACAUAAUCAUGUUGAACAUUGCCACAAGCUUUUGCCUCGUAGAUAUGUGGGAAGCGUUUUCGUCUCUAUGCUGUCCCUUUGGCACCGAUGAAAUGGUUCCAAAUAAUUUGCAGAGUAUAAAAUAUGAAACUGCUUUCUCAUCUUAUGUCACCUUAAAAGAAUCUAAUUGCCGCAAUCUUAUCUUAUGCCGCUUUUCCUGUUUUACGUUUCGAACGAAAAGGGCAACAUUUGAUCUUCUAUACCCACUGAAGUUCAUUCUUUUCUUGUUUAAUCAAACACUAGAUAAUGUUCUUAAACAAGUUUAAUUUUCCACGUCUCUCUGCUUUUGUCUGUUUCCAAUUAAGUGGUUGACUGUCCAAUGAACUAGUAUCUUUGAGGGGUCACCAUCUGCUGAGUAAAUGCAAGUGCGUUUGCAUAGACGCAAGCAAUUAAGCAUGCAUCGGCUUAAAUCAAAUCUGUUAAUGCCUGUUUGUUCAUAUCCAAUUUGUGGAGCAUAUAAUUGAGUUUAGUUGAGGGCUUUAGGCAAACAAUUUACUAAAAUUAGAUUAAGAUUAAGAUUAAGAUUAGGAAAAGUCUCGGAUCCGUACUCUGCACCGGAAAGGAGCACACUGAAAACGUUUAAUGGUGAACACAAUCACCACGUGGCAGCUGAUGUAUCUUUUUUGAUAGAAAGGACAAUUACAUUUAAGAUCUUUUAUUACUAUCCUGACGACAUGGGUGGUCUCAGCUGAGUUUGAUGAGAUUUUGGUGCACUGACUCAACUCCGCCGCAGCCAGCCACAUCUGACUUCUUCGCUCUAAUUCCCAGUUCUCUCAUCGCCAUCACAAAAAAA
Durio zibethinus is the source of this 4800-nucleotide messenger RNA. The record is from RefSeq and is a predicted model, not a curated record. NCBI's taxonomy places the organism in Eukaryota, Viridiplantae, Streptophyta, Magnoliopsida, Malvales, Malvaceae.